Molecule: messenger RNA, 2231 nt
Organism: Triticum dicoccoides
Lineage: Eukaryota; Viridiplantae; Streptophyta; Magnoliopsida; Poales; Poaceae
Product: Tetratricopeptide repeat (TPR)-like superfamily protein
Exons: 6
Coding region: 250-2133 (627 amino acids)
Molecular function (GO): protein binding
Source: RefSeq, a predicted model, not a curated record
UGGAUAAGGCAACGAUGGAUGGACGAUAAAUCAUGUGAGGCUCAAACGGCACACUAGAACUAGAUAGAACCAUGAGGCUCCAAGGGAAAUAUCUUUGCAAAUAUUCCAGUUUUUUCCCUCUUGCCAGUGCAGCCCCUGCCCCUCGUUCUUCCACAACUAUCAGGAGCAGAAGCGACCGCAAGCUCGACGAUAUCUGUCCCUUGGGAGAAGUGCAGGUUUGCCUCUGAAGACCUUCACCCUGCGCUCACCAUGUUGAGGAUACAGGCUCCGUUGCAUUAUCAUCCGACGAACGCAGGACCAAGAUGGCGCAUUUGCGCCUGCGGGAGCAUUCAGCAAGGAACUUCUUCCCUGCACGACGCCGAGGUGAAUCCCUCUGGAUACGGCGAAAGAAAGAACCGGAAACACCCGGGCGCCUACAUUGACAAAGAUGGUGAAGCGCGGACCUUCGACCGGAAGAAAAUAUCGCGGAAAAGAGGGGGUGCAAUGAGAGGCCGCGGCUGGAAGUACGGCUCCGGGUUCGUGGACGGCGUGUUCCCGGUGCUCAGCCCCAUGGCGCAGGACAUCCUGGAGCUCGUUCAGAAGGGGACGGACGACGCCAAGGUCUGGGAGGCGCUGGACGACGUCCCUCCCACGCACGCCCUGUGGGACGACGUCCUCAACGUCGCCGUCCAGCUCCGCCUGAACCGGCAGUGGGAUCCCAUCAUCUCAGUCUGCGAGUGGAUCGUGCACCGGAGCUCCUUCCGCCCGGACGUCGUCUGCUACAACCUGCUCAUCGACGCGUACGGCCGGCGGCGGCGGCUGGGCAAGGCGGAGGCCAUGUACGCGGCGCUGCUGGAGGCCCGGUGCGUGCCGACGGAGGACACCUACGCGCUCCUCCUGCGCGCCUACUGCACCGCCGGGUCGCUGCACCGGGCCGAGGGCGUCAUCUCCGAGAUGCGGGAGCACGGGAUCCCUCCGAGUGCGACCGUGUACAACGCGUACCUCGACGGGCUGCUCAAGGCGAGGUGCGCCGAGAAGGCGGUGGAGGUGUACCAGAGGAUGAAGCGGGAGCGGUGCCGGACCAACACGGAGACGUACACCCUCAUGAUCAACGUCUACGGCAAGUCGAAGCAGCCGAUGUCGGCGAUGAAGGUGUUCAAGGAGAUGCAGUCGCUGGGGUGCAAGGCCAACAUCUGCACCUACACGGCGCUGGUGAACGCGUUCGCCCGGGAAGGGCUGUGCGAGAAGGCCGAGGAGGCGUUCGAGGAGAUGCAGCAGGCCGGGCACGAGCCCGACGUCUACGCCUACAACGCCCUCAUGGAGGCCUACAGCCGCGCAGGGUUCCCGCAGGCCGCCUCGGAGAUCUUCUCCCUGAUGCAGCACAUGGGGUGCGACCCCGACAGAGCUUCCUACAACAUCCUCGUGGACGCCUACGGGAGAGCCGGCCUCCACCGAGGUGCGUACGUCAAUCAUGGACUCCUCGAACGCCGGCUGCUCCGGCGAGGUGCCGAGUCUGACAGCCAUGGAGUUUCUGUUGAUGGACGCAGAGGCGGAGGCCGUGUUCGAGUCGCUGAAGCGGCAGGGGAUGGCGCCGACGAUGAAGUCGCACAUGCUGCUGCUGGCGGCGCACGCCAGGUCCGGCAACGUGGCGCGCUGCGAGGAGGUGAUGGCGCAGCUGCACAAGUCGGGCCUCGCGCCGGACACCUUCGCGCUCAACGCCAUGCUCAACGCCUACGGCCGCGCCGGCCGGCUCGACGACAUGGAGCGGCUGCUCGCCGCCAUGGAGCGCCGGGGGACGCGCGACGUGGGCACGUACAACGUGGCCGUCAACGCCUACGGCCGCGCCGGGUACCUGGAGAGGAUGGAGGCGGCGUUCGCGUCGCUGGGGCGGAGGGGCCUCGCCGCCGACGUGGUCACGUGGACGUCCCGCAUGGGCGCCUACGCCAGGAAGAAGGAGUACCGGCGGUGCCUGGAGAUCUUCGAGGAGAUGGUGGACGCCGGGUGCUACCCGGACGCCGGGACGGCCAAGGUGCUCGUCGCGGCGUGCUCCGACGAGCGGCAGGUGGAGCAGGUCACCGCCAUCGUCAGGUCCAUGCACAAGGAGGCCAAGACAUUGUUCACCAUAUGAGAAAGAUGAAGAAAAUCUUGUGUUAAUUAGUUAGUGUAGACUUAGAUAAAGAUUAAUCAUUCAUGGAUUGUUUAUUUGCAAAAUUUUGUUCUUUUACGAAUCUAAAAUGAAUUUUUUUUGAGCA